AAUUGUGAAACGCUAAGAAUGUUUAUCUUUUCUAUGUUAACGAUUAAAACGAAUUCGAAGCAUAGGAAAGAUUAAGGGGAGCGGGCAAAUAGGCAUAUAAAUCUGUUGUAACGUACUCGAGUAUUUUAUCUAUCGCAAACAGAUGUGUGUAACGAGCAAUUUAAUUGUAUUGUCCUCCGCGCUUAUAUAGCAAGAGAUGGAAGAAAUCUUCAGUCAUACAUUAGCUAACAGAAAACAAGUUAUUCGAUUUGUCUGUUUCGUAUCAGUGAUUGGAAAUAAUAACUGUAUAUUCAAUAGAAAAUUUAAUAGUCUGUGAUAUAUGUAUAAGUACUAAAAAUAAAUACAUAUUUAUAUUUCAAAUUGUGUAUUCUUAAUUCGACAUGGACGAAUGGAGAAAAUAUUGAAUUACUGCUGACGACAAAGCACGUUAUAUACAUUCAGUGUAACCUCUUUUAUGGUUUAAUUCAUUAAAGAACAAAGAAACAAAAUUUGGUACUGUUAUAAAUUACAAUAAGGUUUAGUGAAAAAUGAAGUUUGCUGAACAUUUGUCUGCUCAUAUUACGCCAGAGUGGCGUAAACAAUAUAUUAGUUAUGAGGAGAUGAAAGCGAUGCUUUAUACUGCUGUAGAAGAAGCACCAUCUUCUGAGAGUGUCGAGCCUGAAGUAAUAUCUCGACAUUUUGCCUCUUUUGAUGAAGUAUUUUUCACAUUUUGCGAUCGUGAACUGAAGAAGAUCAACACUUUCUAUUCAGAGAAGUUGGCAGAAGCAACGCGUAAAUAUGCUGCUCUUCAUAGUGAGUUGAAAACAGCAUUAGAACUGCAACAAGGCGGAGGGAAAAAUAAAGGGAAAGUAAAUGUUAAGCCACCUUUACCAACAAGAAAGCUUAGGGAAUUAAAACUUGCUUUCUCAGAAUUUUAUUUGUCCUUAAUACUUCUUCAAAACUAUCAGAAUCUUAAUUACACUGGAUUCCGGAAAAUUCUCAAAAAGCACGAUAAGUUACUAUCAGUAGAUAGUGGAUCAAAAUGGAGGGUAGAAUGUGUGGAAAUUGCACACUUUUAUACAUCAAAGGAUAUAGACAAAUUAAUUCAAGAAACAGAAGCUACAGUUACAAACGAUUUAGAAGGUGGAGAUAGGCAACGUGCUAUGAAAAGACUGCGUGUACCACCUCUAGGCGAACAUCAGAGUCCUUGGACCACUUUUAAAGUUGGAUUGUUUUCUGGUAGUUUCAUUGUCUUAUUUGUAGCAGUUGUACUCUCAGCAAUAUUUCAUGAUGGUGGGGAAAAUUUAAAAAUUGCAUUUAGAUUGUAUCGUGGACCUUUACUCAUCAUACAGUUUUUAUUUCUUAUUGGUGUGAAUGUUUAUGGUUGGCGAUCAUCUGGUGUAAAUCAUGUAUUAAUAUUUGAAUUGGAUCCACGAAAUCACUUAUCCGAACAACACCUCAUGGAAUUAGCUGCUGUAUUAGGAGUUAUAUGGACUCUCAGUUUAUUAAGUUUCCUGUACAGUGCAAGCUUAAGCAUUCCACCAUAUGUAAAUCCAUUAGCAUUAGUCUGUAUUAUGUUAGCAUUUCUUCUAAAUCCUUUAAAAAUGUUUCGCCAUGAAGCAAGAUUUUGGUUGUUAAAAAUUAUGGGCCGAGUUUUCAUAUCACCAUUUGCAUAUGUAAACUUUGCUGACUUUUGGUUGGCAGACCAAUUGAAUAGUAUGGCCACUGCAUUAUUGGAUUUCCAUUUUCUAACGUGUUUUUAUAUCACUAAUGGAAAUUGGUUAGAAGCUGGUGAUUCAACCCAAUGCAUGUCUGGUUCUUUAAUAGUUAGACCUAUAGUGAAUUGUUUACCUGCGUGGUUCCGUUUCGCACAAUGCGUUCGACGAUAUCGUGAUUCUAAAGAAGCGUUUCCUCAUUUGGCGAAUGCUGGAAAAUAUUCGACGACAUUCCUGGUAGUGUUAUCCAAUACUAUGUGUGUUUAUCACGCUGUGGAGUAUGGGACUCGUUGGGAAAAUCCAUGGUUGUGGCUAUGGGUGAUAAGUUGUUGCGUCAAUUCCAUAUAUUCCUUAACAUGGGACUUAAAGAUGGACUGGGGCCUAUUAGAUAGCAAUGCUGGUGAAAAUAAAUUUUUACGCGAAGAAGUUGUAUAUUCAGCAGCGGGAUUCUAUUAUUUUGCUAUAAUUGAAGAUUUCAUUCUAAGAUUUGCAUGGAUCGCUAGUUUCGUUCUUGUCGAGUGCAAAUACGUUUCUAGUGAUUUAAUGACAUCCGUAGUCGCGCCUCUUGAAGUUUUUAGGAGAUUUGUCUGGAAUUUCUUCCGAUUAGAAAACGAGCAUCUCAACAAUUGUGGUAAAUUUCGUGCGGUUCGGGAUAUAUCGAUAGCUCCAAUAGAGAGUUCCGAUCAAACACAAAUUUUACGAAUGAUGGAUGAUGAAAAUGGUGUACUUAACAGAGGAAAACGUAAAAUAGGAGGUAAACGACAAGCAAUUGUCAAAGAAGAUAAGCGUUUAAAGGAAGAAACAAUCGAUAUAGACAUAUCGAAUGUUAGUUAAAAGUAUGUUCUACAUUUUUUAUCAAGUUUAAUUUGCGCCGGGUUUUUUACGUUGCAGUCUAUUUUUUUUAUAAAAAUUCAUUUUUGGCAGAACCUUAUUGUUAAACCUUAUAAACGAUGAAUAUCUUGCUUUCAUGUUUAUCAAAAUUGAGAACUAUAUGAAAUUGAAACUGUUGCAAGUGCCUUCUAUAUUGUUCUUAUAAGAACUCUCUGCUAAUUUGUGAAUUUAAUACGUUCACUGUCCGACCCUUAAUCUCAAACUUACAGAAGUAAGUGACACUUUUGAGAGCUAUAAUAAAUAACCUUUUUGAAGUACUACACAAUAUUAUUUUACUAAUUUUAAGAUAGCUUCCAGGUUCAUUAUAUAUGUAACAAUUGUUAUUCUCAAGCAUAUGCGAUUUAGAAAUUUUCCUUUAAAAUUAUUAUAAUUCGUGCAUAGAUCAUAGGACCGUGAACGUGUUAAUAAUUUAGUAUUGUAAUUAGAAUGCAGAUAUCUACUCAUAAAUAUUGAUUUUUAUAAAUUAAUUUACAAAUAUGGAAAUGAAGAUUGGUUUGUUUUAUUAUUAUACUUUACUAACCUUUAUUAAAUAUUUUAUUAUACUACAUUUUCAAGAAUGAUUAAAACCAUGGACACAUAAUAUCUGCAGUCUAAUUAUAAUAUUUAAACUAUAGUCUUCCAAAAAUAUACUUAGGCAUUCAGUACAUUACUUUCUUUUAUUAGUAACAUAACAACAUAAAUGCAACAAUGAAUUUCUGUGGAACUAUGUCGUUAUUUAUUAGAUUAAUGUUAACGUUAAAUGCCCAGAGAGAAGCAAUUUAGUUGACUAGCACAUGUGCCAUUUGCCAAUAAUACGCAAAUUUCAGAUUUUAUACACUACAACAUAUAAUUUAAUACAGUAAAAAGCAAACUUCUUAACACUGUAACAAAAUAUAGUUUUGUGAGGUUUUUAUUUUAUUUAAAGCCUAGAAAACUCAGCAACAAAAUGAAAAAUUUUCUGUUUGAUUCCAGUCUUUUUAUAGCGAUUGAUUAAACAGUACAUUUGCAUAGAUAUCCAUACUUUAAUAAUGUAUAGAUUUGAUAAAAUUAUAGUUUUCAAGUUUGAAGAACUGAACAAACAGUGAAAGAAAUGUAUGAAACGUGAUAAAAAAAGUAGAAUAGUACAUUCUAGUUGUACAUACAUUCAACUUUUAGUUAUAUGUAGAGAUCGAAAUGUCAAUAUAAAUUAUAUACAUACUCUACUGCUGAUGUAAUUAGCAAUGGCAAACCUUAGAAUGUAUAAUUUGAAAGAAGAACUCGCUCAUUAUUUCACAGUAUUUACUAAUGGUACUUUAGAAGAGUAAUUAAUUAAUACUAUCUAAAAAGAACAUUAACACAAUUUAUGCAGUGGCGCUGUUGCGUUUGAAAUGUGCCUUUAGGAUAGUGGAAUUAAUUUUAUCUGAAACUAUUAGAUUACAAAAUGUUUGCAAUAUCAUUUAGUUAUUCUACAACACACGAGUUUUCGUCUUGGUUAGGUAUUGUAAAUGUAUUGUAAUGUAUUUGUAUUAUCUAGGCAUGUUACUCAAUACAGGUGCUGUUAAAGUAAUUUGUAUACAAUUCAUGAAUCGUAUAUUAGUGAUAGUAACUAUUUAAGUAAUGUAUGUACAGCUGAACAGAGCCCCUAAGAGAAACUAUGCACUAAGUACUUAAUAUUAUCUAUAUGAUAACAUUUUGGAAAAAUAUUUUUACGCCUAGGAAAAAAAAUUGUAAGUUGGCCAUAUAGUGAAUGUAAAGAUAUCUUAGCAGAUUUAAGAAUUCCUUACCUACACGAAUAACGGCUAUGGUGGUAGUAUAUACAAUUGUGGUUUGUACUCAAUACUGAAGAAAAAGAUAGAUAAUUUUUAAUAAAACUUUUGUGCACGCUUUACAUAAAAUGAAAACUGCUUCAAAGAUUAGCUUUGCAGUGUUUAAAAAAAAAGAAAAUUUAAGCAGUGAUUACUUAAUUUUAAUACUAAUGUAUUAGAAAUUGAAUUCCAAUUAUUGUGAUGGUUUUACAUGUAUUUUUAUAUAUAUUUUGUUAUCAAACUGGGGGUGGCUUUGAUAGCGAAUAAGAGUUAUUACUAAUCGUAAAUGACAGAUAUUUUUACAUAUUAUUGUAUAUAAUUAUGUAAUAUAUAACAUGUACAUUCAGGUAUAAUAGUAUAUUUCAUUAAUAAAAUAUUAAGCAGAGAAAGAUAGAUGUUACACCCUGCGUACUAUUAUCUGUAGUUAUUGUAAUACAAUUUGUAACAGCAUUUAUCAUAAAAAUUUAUUUAUUUAUAACAGUAAACGAUAUACAUGUACACGAUAUAGUCUGCGUGGAGCCAUGAAUAAUUUCUCUACGAGGUCGGGUAUUAUAAAAUGUUACACUGUACACUGUAAUGAGUAUGAUAAAUUGACAUUACACGUAACACUUUAAAGCUAAAUAAUAGAAGAAAGCAAUAAUUACAAACGACUUAAAAGAUUUUCCAUUUUAACAUUAACGUUACAUUCUUUGUUCCAUUUAAUAAUACAAAAGACUGUGAGAGUAAUGUCAAUAAUGUUCAAGAAAUGAAUCGAGAAAAAAUGUUUAAUAUUUGGAGAUAAUGUAAAUAAGUCAACAUUAAACAGUUUUUACUCACAUCAUUUUUAUCUCCGAAGAUGCACAUAGUUUAAAUGCCUGUUUUAAACAGUAUGGAAUAUUUCCAUAGUAUUUUAUUAGAAUUUUAUUUUAUACAUGAACCACAUAAUCAUACAUGUGUAUUGUGAAAAUACUUGAACAGCUUUGGCAGUACAUUCAGUAACAAGUUGACUUUAAAAUUCUUAGGCAAUGAGUUACAAUAUUCAGUUUUUCAUUAAGUUUAUAAAAGGGUUUUUGGAACUCUUGCAGAUUACUUGAUUUAUAUUUUAUCUUACAUUACAUUAUUAGAGAAUCAUUACGCCUACAGUUGUCCUUUGGAAUUAUUAUGUAAUAAAUAUACAUAAAUAUGUAUUAUAUUAAUCCUUUAAAGCCUGAAUCUUAUUUUCACGGGUACAUGUUGGCGAAGUUUCAACAAACAAUAUACAUUUAUUCAAUAACAAUCGGUACUGCGUACCAUAGAAAAUAAAUAAAUUCACUAAUUUGUAAAAUAUUAAUUUGUCAUUAUACACAUUGUACAUAGCCAUUUUUCUAUAAUUAAAGACGAGACAAAGUGUAUCGUUCUUUGUCUAGGCCACUAUUUUUUAAUUAUUCACAUAGUCAAAGGUUGACAGCGAACUAACUAAAAUCUGUAACAGUAAUUAAUUAAUGUACAUUUAUAACGAAUAAGUAAAUAUAAUCUUGAUUAUAUCCAGGAUCUGAAAAAAUCAAGCGUUGAGCAAAAUCUUUCAGUAUAGUAAAAACCAAAACAAGACAAAUGUGAAACGUUCAACGAUAGAUGGUUAAAAACUCUUCCCUGCAAUUCUAAAAACGUGUACGAGAAAACAGAUUAAGUAGUGGGGUGUAGCAUGAUACACCUUCCGAGGAGUAUUACGUGGUGUCCUCAACAGGUUUUCGAGGUGCCAAUAUCACUGCCAUGACUGCUUGAAGCUUUUGACUUUCUUUCAGGAUCCAUGGCAAUUGAGAUGAACUCUUCUGAAAUUUUCUUGUCCAGUCCAGUGUAUGUUUGCGCUAGAUCUACUUGAUCUUCUCCUAUUGAAGACAUCCUUUUCUGGGAGUCCGUUUUACCUUCGACUUGCCUUUUCCUCUCUGUUGUACUCUCAUGUUCCAUACCUGUGUGGCGUUUUUGUUUCA
This is a messenger RNA of Nomia melanderi (Alkali bee), 6294 nucleotides long. Its product is annotated as solute carrier family 53 member 1. Lineage: Eukaryota; Metazoa; Arthropoda; Insecta; Hymenoptera; Halictidae. Gene Ontology annotation, molecular function: inositol hexakisphosphate binding; phosphate transmembrane transporter activity. Gene Ontology annotation, biological process: cellular response to phosphate starvation; phosphate ion transport. The record is from RefSeq and is a predicted model, not a curated record. Gene Ontology annotation, cellular component: Golgi apparatus; cytoplasm; plasma membrane.